AUGAUGGCUGAUGAAAGUGCCUUGCUGCUCUCUCUGGUGGAGGAAUUUGUCUCGGGGCUGCAGGACAGCAAGGCCAAAGAUACAGCAACAGCUGUCAAAGAUGGGCAGUUUACAGUACUGCAGCUGGUGGAAGCACUGGGGCUGAGUCUGACUAGUUCUCAGCCUCACACUCGAGCAAGAGGAGUCCAGCUGCUCUCAGAGGUUUUACACGAGUGCUAUGGAGAUCUUACAGAGAGAGAAGUGGAAGUGCUCAUCUCUUUCUAUGAAAACCGUCUUAAGGACCAUUACGUCAUCACACCGCCUGUCUUACAGGGGCUCCGAGCGCUGACUAAAUGUAAUGCCUUGCCUCCUGGCUCGGCUGUUUCCAUGCUGAGGUCUUUGUUCCAGGACGUUCAUGUGCAGUCACUGAUGCUAACAGAGAGAGGGUGCGUCUACAACAUGCUCAUCAACCUCAUGGACACCAGAGAGGCCGAGCUGAAGGGCCUUGGUGCAGACUUUGUGUUUGGGUUUGUCCAGUCAAUGGACGGGGAGAGAGAUCCUCGCAACCUCCUGUUAGCCUUCCAAAUCGCCAAGAACAUCAUCCACAGAGGUUACGAUCUAGGUAAAUUCACAGAGGAGCUGUUCGAAGUGACGUCCUGCUAUUUCCCCAUCGACUUCACCCCCCCUCCCAACGACCCCCACGGCAUCACCAGAGACCAACUCAUCCUGAUGCUGAGAGCCGUUCUCACCGGGACACCAAAAUUCGCAGAGUUCCUGCUGCCGCUCAUCAUUGAGAAGCUGGACUCAGACGUGCAGAGCGCAAAGCAGGACUCACUGCAGACACUGGCUGCUUGUGUGUCACAAUAUGAACAUAAAGACUUGGCAGAGUUCCUGGAAGGACUGUGGACGUCGCUGCGCAGAGAGGUGUUUCAAACAUCCAGCGAGAAGAUCGAGUCUGCAGGCCUCGCUGCUCUCACCGCGCUCACUUCCUGUCUGUCUCGCUCGGUUCUCAACUCCGACUCUGACGACUCCCUCAACACCUUCCUGGAUCUCGUGCUCAAAGACUGCAAACAUCACCUGUGUGAGCCGGACCUGAAGCUGGUGUGGCCCAGCGCCAAGCUGCUGCAGGCCGCCUGCAGCGCCUCCAACAGGGCGAGCCACAUCAUUACAGCCGCUGUCAUGCCCACACUCAUCGAGCAGUACAACAACAGAGCUGAGUGUUCACACAGACGGACGUUACUGGAGGUGGUGCAGAGAUUCAUCCUCUCAGUAAAAAGCAGCCAGUCCUCAGAGAGCGAGGAGAGCGUGCUUUCAGCUUUCCGUCCGUCUCUGUGCAGCAUGGUGUUCUCAGCUCUGUCGGAGAGUAACGCCAAUCUGCAGAUCACAGCCACGUCGGCGCUCACCUCACUAUCACAGCAAACAGGUUUGCUGUUGGACUCCGACAUCGAGCUGGCUGUAGAUCACCUGACUGGACUGCUGCUGAAAGAGGACGAUAACAGCGUCAGUGCUGCUGUGGUUGAGUGUGCUGGAGCCUUAGCACAGCUGCACCCAACAGCAUUCAUCACUAAACUGAUCCCAGAAUUAAAGAAGCAGAUGUUUUCUGAACCCAUGGAGCAAGACAGAGAAGCGUCCGAGCAGCAGUCCCAUCAUGCAAUGCGUCAGCGCUGUUUGUCCGCGCUAGCUGCGGUGUCCACCCAACCCAGUGUGGUCCAGGAGAGCACACCUGUCCUCCUGGAGGUCCUCAGUUCAGCACACACAGGUAGCGUUAGUUUCUCGGUGGAGGAGGUGGUGUUGGCGUGCUGCAGCCUCCAGAGGAUAGCAGAGCAGGUCAAGGACACAGAGGAGACGGGACGAUGCUUCCACGACGUCAUCAUCCCGCGCUUGCUGUCUCUAGCGCUCCAGGCGGCGCUGCAGGGUGAUGGGUCACCUGGUCGUCGUAGUCCUCUGGUGGAGGAGGCGGUCCUGUCUGCCAUGGUCCGUGUCAUCAGCACUUCCUGCUCCAGGCUGCAGCCCACGAUGGCAGGUCAGACGACAUCAAAGGCCGUGUCUCUCUUUCUGGAUGGUGACGUCUCCUUUUUGCCCGACAACUCCUUCCCUUCAAACAUUCAGCUGCUCAAGAAGCAGCAGGGAGACUCAUGGAGCCAGUCUCAAAUGGUUUGUCUUCUGAUGGGCUGCGUGUGUUCGUUGCCUCGCAGCGUGGAGGUGCCGCAGAUAGACCGCCUGCUGUCAGAGCUGGAGGAGAUGAGCUACACCUGCAGCCACCCACUGUCAUACACCUCCGCCGCCAAGUGUUUUGCUGGCCUGGUCAACAAAAGACCACAGGGUGAUUCUCUCGACAGUCUGAUUCAGAGGACAAUGAAGAGAAUAUGCAGUGAGUUGGAUUCUACGUCUUCGUCUGUGCGCUACCAAGCGUUCACCCUCAUGAUCUGGGUUGCCAAAGCUCUGCUCCUCAGAUACCACCCGCUGUUCACAGCACUGACUGACAAGCUCUUCUCUCUGCUUGACGAUGCUGAUCUGGGUCCCAUGGCAGCAGACAGCUUCUCGCUGCUGAUGAGCGACUCCGCUGACAUCUUGAACCGUGGUUGCCACGCCGACACACGCAUCAUGUACCGCCAGCGCUUCUUCAGCGAGAAUUCAGCCAAGUUGGUUCAGGGCUUCAACGCAGCUCCUCAAGAAAAGAAGCCCAACUACCUGAAAGCUCUGUCCAACAUAGUCAAUAAACUGCCCAAGCAAGUUCAAGUCACUGAACUACCAGCGCUCCUGUCACUGCUGCUGGAGGCGCUGUCAUGUCCUGACCAGGGCGUCCAGCUGUCCACCCUGUCCUGUCUGGAGCCCGUCCUCAUAGACCCGCCACCAGCACUCAUCCAGCAGCUGGAGGCUUUGGUCAGCAGGCUGCUGGCCCUCACCUCUAGUCCAGCCAUGGAUGUCAGGAUCGUUUCACUGCGGUGCAUCCACGCCCUCUCCCGCUUCCCUGUACACGAGAUCUUGCCGUUUCGGGCGCGGGUUUUGCGAGCUUUGGCCCGACCUCUGGAUGACAAGAAGAGGAUGGUGAGAAGCGAGGCGGUUCAGGCACGAGGAGAGUGGUUCCUCAUAGGAAGUCCUGGUGGAAGGUGAUUUUUUUUUUUUGGCAACUGAAACACAACCCGAAGUCUCCUUUUUUCCAACAUCCCCCCCAACAUGAAAGAAUAAAGGGAGAAGAGUCACAAAGACAAAUUGGAAACUCACACCAGGAGCAGGUUACCCAGUAUCAAAGCAUUGCAGUCCUCACAGCAGCUUCCCCCUCUUCUCUGUGGAUUGUUCAGCACCCCUUCCCCUCUUUCCCGCUCACUCACAAUUCCUCCAUCGUCUGUCUUCUUUCCCCCCUCUACUUACUGAAAUGUUUUUGUUGUUGACUACAUGUAUAUUCAUGAACGCACAAAUAUGAGCAUCUGGACUGACUGUGGAGCGUUGUCUAAGUUAAAGAUAUGAAAACGACCAGUUUGUUGAAAUGUAACACGCCUCAUGUUCAGUAUGUUUUUUUUUUUUCUUGCUACGUAUCGGAGAAAGUGUCAUACAGAUUUUGGUUGUUCAGUUUCACCAGAGCCUCAAAUUUCAUCUUCAGAUUUUAUACUAAAAUUCUUUCAUGAUCACGAUGACAUGAUGGAAAGCAUUUGGGGUUUCUUGAUAAAUAACAAGGUAUAAUAAUUUGAUUUUCUAUCAUUGAAUUAAUGAAUUAAUCCAAAAAAUGUUAAAUUUCUUGCUAGAUUUUUAUCAUCUCCUUAAAGUUGAUUAGUUGUUACCUUCUAUACAAAGUGAGAGCAACAACAGUACAAACUUUGGGAUGAUCUCUUGAACUGUGGUGGCUGGAGUUCCUCUUUUCCAAACUUUUUUGACCAUUUUUUUUAGAAUGUGGCCUGCUGUAAUAAACGUCACUUCAUCUGCAUGUAAAGAUGUGGACUUAAGAGCCAAAUGAAACCUCUGAACAGCACUGAACCCAGCAGCAGCAGCAGCACUGAUGGCCUUUUUUUAAAUAUAUAAAUAUCUUCUCAUCAGGAUGAAUGUGUAACUGAGCAGUAAUGUCUGAACAGUGUCUGCUGAUGCAUUUGAUUUGUGUCACUCAGGCACAUCAGCCGGGUGGAUCGGAAUACUACCAGGGUGACAUGAAUCAAGCACUCCACAGACAUGGGUGACAUUUUAAUCUUCAUUUUACAUAAUUAAAUAACUAUGUUGAGGUUAAUGUUCAUUAACGCAUUAUGUGUAAAUUAAGUGAACAGUGUCAGACGUCUGCCUUGUAUUCACUCAAUAUUUGAACAAAUAUUGACGCUUCAUCAUAGUUAGAUUCAUUAAGGUUGGCUGACUUUGGACCUCACAUCAACUUAUGCCAAGGAAAUAGACUAUUUAAAAUGUCUAACUUAAGAUGUCAUUAAAACUUUGUAAUUAUA
Messenger RNA from Scomber scombrus (Atlantic mackerel), 4400 nucleotides. RefSeq names its product MMS19 homolog, cytosolic iron-sulfur assembly component (gene mms19). Gene Ontology annotation, cellular component: cytosolic [4Fe-4S] assembly targeting complex; MMXD complex. The record is from RefSeq and is a predicted model, not a curated record. Bases 1 to 3093 code for a protein of 1030 amino acids. The transcript has 31 exons. Gene Ontology annotation, biological process: iron-sulfur cluster assembly. Lineage: Eukaryota; Metazoa; Chordata; Actinopteri; Scombriformes; Scombridae.